Messenger RNA from Cyphellophora europaea CBS 101466, 711 nucleotides. RefSeq lists its product as uncharacterized. Gene Ontology annotation, molecular function: iron ion binding; procollagen-proline 4-dioxygenase activity; L-ascorbic acid binding. Bases 1 to 711 code for a protein of 236 amino acids. The record is from RefSeq and is a predicted model, not a curated record. Gene Ontology annotation, cellular component: endoplasmic reticulum. The transcript has a single exon. NCBI's taxonomy places the organism in Eukaryota, Fungi, Ascomycota, Eurotiomycetes, Chaetothyriales, Cyphellophoraceae. Gene Ontology annotation, biological process: peptidyl-proline hydroxylation to 4-hydroxy-L-proline.
AUGCCUGCGAAAACCAAAGGCAAAGGCACACCUAAUGCCGCUGUGGCUGACAAGUCGCCGGCUCCCAACUGGCCGUCGCUGAAGUCGGGCAUCUCGCCCAACAGCCUCUACGUCGAGACAUUACUUGACGAUCAGAUACUCAUCAUUCGAAAUUUAUUCAGCUCGAAAUUAUGCAAAGACUAUGUUUCAUUCCUCUCGUCACUGCCGCUGACUACCACGCCCGGUACGCCCAAACGAGGUGAAGCCGUCCGCGUCAACGAUCGCUUCCAGAUAGACGACUAUAGAUUCGCGCAGCAACUAUGGGAACAAACGCCACUCAAGCAUCUCGUAGAGAGCUACGAGGACCAGUCGGUGUGGCGAGGUCAUGUGCUCGGACUGAACCCUAACAUUCGUGUCUAUCGAUACAGGCCUGGCCAAUUCUUCGAUCAGCAUUAUGAUGAGAGCAACAACGUGAGUGUGGGCGAGUCCAAGGUUCCAGGGAGGACGACUUGGACCUUGUUAAUCUAUCUGACCACGUGCGAUGGCGGCGAGACAGCCUUCUAUCCCGAACCAGCCCGAAAGCGGGACCCAGCGCCAGAACCGAUUCUAGUUGGACUGGAAGUCGGCAUGGCGCUUUUGCACAACCAUGAGGACUGCAUGCUGCACGAGGGUCGCGAAGUAACCAAAGGAGAGAAGUGGGUGCUGCGCAGCGACCUCGUGGUUAAGCGGUGA